AUGCAGGAGGUAUGGCGAAGCGGUAUAAAAUGGGACGAGUAUGUGGGUCAGCGAAUCGAACAAAGUUGGCGAAAAUGGAUCGAGUUACUGGACGUUGUAAGGAGAAUUGAGAUACCUCGAUGUUACUUCGCAAAUGCUACCACCGAACGUUACCAAACUCUGCAAGCGCACUUGUUUGUUGAUGCCAGCGAAGCGGCGUAUGCUGCAGUCGUGUACUUCAGGAUUAUCGAUAUGGAAGGUAACCCACAAUGCUCGCUCGUGACCGCUAAAACCAAGGUCGCUCCUUUAAAGUAUGUGUCUAUACCGCGCUUGGAAUUGAUGGCCGCCGUCUUAGGAGCUCGCUUGUUAACGUUUGUGGUAGAGAAUCACACGAUUCCAAUUCAACAGCGCUUCUGCUGGUCUGAUUCCAACACAGUAUUGGCCUGGCUUCGUUCGGAACAUCGCCGCUAUAAACAAUUUGUGGCUUGUCGCGUAGGAGAAGUGCUGACGUUGACGAAGGAAAACGAAUGGCGGUGGGUCCCAAGCAGAUUAAACAUCGCAGACGAGGCCACCAAAUGGGGCAAAGGGCCAAGCUUCGACGCUGGUAGUCGUUGGGUCCAAGGACCGGAGUUCUUGAGCAGGGCGGAGGAACUGUGGCCUAAAGCAGUUGCGUCAACAGUUUCCACCGAAGAGGAAUUACGUCCAUGCCACUUGUUCCACGAAGUGAUUACGCCGAUGGUCGAUUUUAAACGCUUUUCCAAUUGGAACAGGCUGCUACGAACAGUAGCAUUUGUUUUCCAUCUUUUCACCGUUCAUAAAGCCAAUAAAGCAAGUACUAUAAUGGGGAAGGAACCGACCUACGAAGAUUUGAGAGCAGCCGAAAUCCAGAUUCUGAAAAUGGUACAGUGGGCCGUCUAUCCAGAUGAAAUGAGUAUCAUAACUAGAAACUUAAAUCGGGCGGAGGAUCAGCGUAGCGCACUCGAUAAGUCAAGUUCUAUCUACAAGCUUACACCGAUGAUAGAUGAAACCGGAGUUCUGCGGAUAGACAGCCGUACUGGGUCAGCACAUGUGGAUGCAUUUGACCUCAAAUAUCCUGUCAUACUUCCCCGGAAGCAUCAUGUAACUUACUUGAUCGUGGACUACUACCACAAGAAGUUCCUUCACGGAAAUUCCGAGACGAUCGUAAAUGAACUUCGUCAAAAAUAUUACAUUCCCCGGAUUCGAGUUAUCGUAAGAACGGUGACAAGAUUGUGUCAAUGGUGCAAGGUAUACAAAUCGCAACCGGUUGUACCAAGAAUGGGUCCACUACCUGAAGCUCGUUUGUCUCCCGGAGUGCGUCCGUUCAGUUAUAUCGGCAUCGACUACUUCGGACCAAUUCUCGUCAAGAAGUCGCUUAUGAUUUGUCUACUCAGUCCUGUAUCGCUUGCAUCCGCAGAUUCAUAUGCAGAAGAGGAGCGCCGUUGGAGAUAUACUCCGAUAAUGGGCGAAAUUUUGUCGGAGCAGAUAGUAUUCUACAAGAGCAAAUCAAACGCAUCGAUAAAUUCGAGUGGUGUUAAGCAACCUUCUGUAGAUUUGGGAUUCCCAGACCAAGUGCUCCGUAACAGCUGGGCGCAAAUACAAGAAAAGUUGGAUCAUUUUUGGAAGCGUUGGAUACGGGAGUAUCUACCAACUCUAACGAGGCGAACCAAAUGGUUUAGCGAAGCUAAACCUGUCAAUUCCGGCGACAUAGUGGUCAUCAUCGAAGAUAAGAAACGUAACGGGUGGACGCGUGGACGGGUUCUGGAUGUGACGAAAGGAAGAGAUGGCAGAAUUCGACAAGCUGUAGUUCAAACUUCAAGAGGGUUGUUCCGAAGACCGGUCUCCAAAUUGGCGGUACUAGAUGUCGCGAAUGGCUGUAACGCUGAGGUCAUCACUCAUCCUUACGGGGAGGGGAAUGUUGGAGACGUUACCCCGCAUCUGGCAACCAUGCCAACUGAUGUCUAA
Messenger RNA from Armigeres subalbatus, 1962 nucleotides. RefSeq lists its product as uncharacterized. The transcript is spliced from 3 exons. Bases 1 to 1962 code for a protein of 653 amino acids. Lineage: Eukaryota; Metazoa; Arthropoda; Insecta; Diptera; Culicidae. The record is from RefSeq and is a predicted model, not a curated record.